UGCGCAGGCUCUUUGAGCGAGGAUGAGGAGGCGACACCGCGGAGAAUGACUGGAGGGAGGCUCUAAUCUGGGGUUCCAAUCAGACAUUUUCACUAUGAAUUGCGUUUGUUUGUUUGUUUGUUUGUUUGGUAAAAGUCGCACUUUUGUCUGUCGGGAACGCGGACUCACCGAGCCUACAGUACAUCUGCUGACACUGUAGGAUUUAUGUGGCAUUUCAACAAAGGUGGUGGAAAUCCUGGCAGAGAGACGCCGAUAAACGUUAAGUUCUUCGCUUUUUUAAUUUUGGGGACAGAAUGCCGCGAGACAACAAAACUCAUCUCAUCCAGAAAAUAGCAAAACAAGCCUGUACGACAUUCAGAGGCUUGGAGUCGUCUGCCAGUAAAGUCGUUGAGGACAAACUUAAUGAACUAAUCUCCUUAGUAACUGCCGUCAGGGCUUCCGACGUGAAAAUUGCUCCUCGGAAAACCAAAUCGAGCUCCGGGGCAGCGGGGCUCCAGAGCCCCCCCGUCACCUACAUGCACAUUUGCGAGACGGAGGUGUUCAGUAUGGGGGUGUUCCUACUGAGGAGCGGCGCGUCCAUACCGCUGCACGAUCACCCGGGGAUGAACGGGAUGCUCAAGGUUCUCUAUGGAAAGGUGAACGUCCGCUGCUUUGACAAGCUGGAGCAAAACCUGGCUGUAACCACAGUCCCACCUGUAUUUGACCCCCCGGUACCCCCACUGCAGAUGACCUCCGUGUGGCGUGCCGUGCUCCGCUCAGUGGUUGAGUACUCGGAGAACAGCGGGCCAUGUCUCCUCACUCCUGUGCGGGAUAACCUUCACCAGAUCUACGCAGUCGAUGGGCCCGCCGCCUUCCUGGAUAUCCUGGCUCCUCCGUACAAUUCAGAUGAUGGGCGAGACUGCCACUAUUACAAAGUCCUGCAAAGUGCAUUAGAAGAUGAAACCGAUGCAAAAGGUCACCAGGAACAGCAGGGAGAGAAGGGGAAGGAAGAGGAGGUGUGGCUCUUAGAAAUCCCUCAGCCGGAGGAUUUCUGGUGUGGUGGGGAAUCAUACCCAGGCCCUGCAGUCUCUGUGUAAUAGAAGCCUGUGCUCGAAAGGAAAUACACUACAAAGUAUUACAGACUUAAUUUGUUUGUUCUGCCAUCUUCCAGAACGAAAACCAAAAAUUUGGUCAUAAUCACCUGGAAGUUACCUGGACUGACUGCCUUGCUCUUGGUUAAGGACAAUAUAGUAGUGCAGAGACAUACAGAGACUUAAACUGACUUAGAGCCCUCUUGGAAUAAGGACAACUGAACAGCCUUCCACAAAUAUCCCUGUGGUAUUGGGAGAAGUGUUUUCCCGGGGAAUUCUCAUUCCUAAUAUGGUGUUUUCCUUCAGACCAUUAUGUUGCCGUUUAGACUUAUGAAUGUUAUCAGCAAAACUUUGUGAAUGGUGGGGUAUCAUUAGGAUCUCUGCUGUGCUCCUUGUUGUUAGUCUCUGCUGCAGAGAGCCUCCACAUUGCCGCAGCCUGCAGCACCACUCCUGCCUGCCUUAUAUGUGAAUAAUGAAUGUACACUUAUGAAGAAGGCCAUGUACCCACUCACUGCACACAUUAUAUUUACGCUUUCUUUUUAUUCUUUUCACUUAUUCAUGACAUGCUUCCUAAACAGGUUUGGUCGGUUAUUAGAGGAAAGAAAAACGCCGUUUUUCAAAGAUUGCUACGUAUGUUGUGGUAGGUUGGACUAAACUGUUGUUUCACUGAAUGAAGUUCGAUGCUUCAGUAUGUGGCACUUUAAAAAGGCUCACUUAAAUCAGAGAAUCUUUAAAAAGUGCUGAAAUUGGGAGAUGUGUUGGAUAACUUUAAUAUUUUAACCAUUUUCAGUCUUUGACGUGUAUCUUAUGUAUGUCACCUGAGCUUAUGUCUUCAAUUUCCUUCGGCCUACAUUUGACUCCACACACAUUUGUGUCAGUAUGACCAUGAUGCUGUUACUUUGAUGAUGAAUGUAUGUGGAGCAAUAAAACAGAUGAAGAUGCUCACAAAUAAAAAA
Oreochromis aureus is the source of this 2026-nucleotide messenger RNA. RefSeq names its product 2-aminoethanethiol (cysteamine) dioxygenase a (gene adoa). The transcript has 2 exons. The record is from RefSeq and is a predicted model, not a curated record. Gene Ontology annotation, molecular function: oxidoreductase activity, acting on single donors with incorporation of molecular oxygen, incorporation of two atoms of oxygen. Lineage: Eukaryota; Metazoa; Chordata; Actinopteri; Cichliformes; Cichlidae. Bases 294 to 1076 code for a protein of 260 amino acids. Gene Ontology annotation, cellular component: mitochondrion.